CGCUUACAGAGACGAUGUAUCCUAGACUGAGCCUAUAACGGAGCGCUUGAAAAACAUAUAGAAAGGGAUUUGCGCAUAACUUUUAAAGAUUUACGUGGAUUACAAGUCGCUUUGGGAUUUGGAAGGUUGUGGUGCCUAAUUUAAGUUUGAGCAAGCUUCUUCCAACUUCACUCUCCCCCCAUGCCCACAUCAGCUGUGUCCACGUACCCUUUGCCGUGGCGCUAAGCCACCUCUGAGCUGCCCGUGUGUGUGUGUGUGUGUGUGUGUGUGUGUGUGUGUGUGUGUGAGCACCCGUGGGGAGUGUAUCGGAGGGGACCAGGUGUGUCCAGCCGUGUAAAGGUCCAGCGGCGGUGAGGAGGGAGGGGGGGCCACGUGCUGGGAGCGCGGCCGCCGUGAUUUUUCCCAGGGGGGGGCCAGGCACCCAAAGAUGAGCAAGCGCGGCUUCCAUAACAACAAAACCAUGCAAGACCGCCGCUGUGUGUGUGUGUUCCUCCCUAACGACGACACGCUCAACGUCAUCGUCAGUGUUAAGACUCUGUGUCAAGAACUCCUUGUUCAGGUGUGUGAUCUGCUGAGACUCAAGGACUGCCACCUGUUUGGACUCAGUGUCAUCCAGAACAAUGAGCACAUCUAUAUGGAGCUUGGCCAGAAGCUGUCCAAGUACUGUCCCAAAGAGUGGCGGAAAGAGGCCAGCAAGGGUAUCGACCAGUUUGGACCUCCAAUGAUCGUCCACUUCAGAGCCCAGUAUUAUGUGGAGAAUGGGCGACUGAUCAGUGAUCGCUCGGCGCGACACUACUACUACUGGCACCUGAGGAAGCAGGUGCUGCAGUCUCAGUGCAUCCAGAGAGAGGAGGCCUACUUCCUGCUGGCUGCCUUUGCCCUGCAGGCAGACCUGGGCAACUUCAAGCGCAACAAGCACUUUGGCAAAUACUUUGAGCCGGAAGCCUACUUUCCACCAUGGGUGAUUGCUAAGCGUGGCCGUGAGUACAUCCUAAGGCACAUCCCUAACAUGCAUAAAGACCAGUACGCCCUUACCGCCUCAGAAGCCCACCUCAAAUACAUCAAAGAGUCCGCCCAGCUGGACGACGUCACCGUGCACUAUUACAGACUCUACAAGGAUAAAAAAGAAGUUGAGGCCUCUCUCACUUUAGGGCUGACAUUGCGUGGAAUCCAGAUAUUUCAGAAUGUGGGUUCAGUGCGACAACUUUUGUACGACUUCCCCUGGACCAAUGUUGGCAAGCUGGUGUUUGUGGGGAAAAAGUUUGAGAUUCUGCCGGAUGGUCUGCCGUCUGCACGGAAGCUCAUCUACUACACGGGUUGCCCCAUGCGCUCGCGCCACCUCCUCCAGUUGCUUAGCAACAGCCACCGCCUCUACAUGAACCUGCCGGUACUCAAGCAGGUCCGCCGCCUGGAGGAGAAUGAAGAGAAGAAGCAGUACCGCGAGUCGUACAUCAGCGACGCGCUGGAGCUGGACAUGGACCAGCUGGACGGUCGCUCGCGUGCCAGCGGCAGCAGCAUGGGCAGCGUGUCGCGCCACAGCCUCUCGCGCCACUCCACCGCCAGCCACGGCAGCUCGCACACGUCCGGCGUGGACAUGGGCAGUUUCCGCGUCCCCCACGGGCCGCCACGGCCCCCGCUGCGCACAGGCAGCUCGUCCACCAACAGCCACGCUAGCACGCACACGUCCGGGAGAGGCGCCGGCAAGGACCGGGUGCUGGAUGAUGAUGACGAUGAUGAGAUUGAGAUGCUGGUGGAUGACCCUAAGGACUAUGAGGAGCUGCAUGAGCUGGCACUGGAGCUCAACCAGGACCUGUGCAUCCACAUCACUGAGGACAUGCUCACCUCCAGCCAGACCAAUGGAUUCUCAGGUCUUGUGGUGAAGGAUGUGAGCUCCUCAACCUCCAGCUCCUCAGAGACGGUGGUGAAGAUGAGGGGACAGAGCAUUGAGUCCCUACCACAGACGGUUGUGUGCAAGAAGGGGCAGGGCUCCACUGACCGCCACAGCCAAUCGCUGGAUGAUGUGCGGCUCUACCAGCGCAGCGUCUCGGAGUGGGCAGAUCUGUGCCAGGACACCGCCCACAGCUACACUUUCGGCUGCGCCCAGGAGCUGGACGCCGUCGCUACGGGCUACCAGGGCCUGGCGGAGCAGUGUGCCGGCAUCCGCACCGACCCGUCGGCCUUCCCCAUCAAGCGCACCAAUAAGUACUUCUCCCUGGACCUGACCACGGACGAAGUGCCCGAGUUUGUGGUGUGAGUGACUGCAGUGGAGAUGGAGGAGGAGCGGAAUGGACUCACUCACACACACACACACACACACACACACACAGAGAUUCCUGUCGCUAACUCCUUGACAAACUCAUACACGCAUUCACCUGUGUUCUAUCGUGUGUCGUCAACAUGCCCCCCAACCCCCCCCCGCAUCACAGCCACACACUCCCGCAUCACAGCCACACACUCCCGUCAUCUCUGGAGGAAUCAGAUCAGAAAUCUACACUCCAAAGACGUGAUUGAGGUCGUAGUCUUUGGAGCGUGGUAGAGCUGGUAAUCAAUCUGCGCCGGGAUUGGUUGUAGAUCCACAGAGCUGGAAGUCUAGGAAUGGGAAUUGCUUUGAAAAAGGAGUCGCAAGGGAAAUAAUGGGAAUUUUCCCAUCAGUAUCAAUUUCAUAUUAUGGAUUAUAUAUGAAUUCUAUAUAUGAAAAACUGCAUCUUUAAAAAAGCAUGAACUUAUGAUGAGAAAAAGGUGUGUGUGUGUGUGUGAGAGAGAGAGAGAGAGAGAGAGAGAGAGAAAGCAAGCAAGAGGGAGAGUUAAUCCCUACAUGUAUCCUUUCCUCUUAUAUCAAGUACAUUUUGCAUCUGUAUUAAGUGCCAAGAAUCAUGAACAUCACACACAUACAAAUGAGAAAUGAAUUUGUAUGAGCUAUGAACCAAAGACUGUCUUCAGUGAGAUCCUUGGGAUUUGAGCUGACAGAAUGAUACACAAUGGCUCACCAAUGAAAUAACUGUCACGUAACCACAGUAACGGUACCGCCAAUGAGAUUGGAUGGAUUUCGGGUAACUCCUCUUGCAGCGCUGAGGAACGGACAUCUUUGUUGGUCAACUGGGAUUUGGAAAAAGACUUGUAAUUGGACCUUAUGAAAUGAUUGCUAAGAAGAAGGGGGCAGUGGGUGGAUGGUAGAAGCUAUGUCCACUUCUGACUGUUCCAGGAUGUGUGUAGUGCCAACAACCCCAUCCCACCCAACGUCACCCCCACUAACUCCCACCCCCACCCAGCCCCAUCCUGACAGCAGACUGCCAUAACCAAGCCUCUAGUGCCUUUGAAAAUGCUAUGCAGGUCCUGUGACCAUUAAUACGCCUUGACAAUCUCACACACUUAUUCUCUCUCUCUCUCUCUCUCACUGCUUGUAAGCCAUUUCAUUUAACUUAAGGCAGCAAUAUGAGAUUCAUGCUCCUUUUCGUGACCCCUCUGUAUGGUCCACACACACACCAUACAGACAGUCGUAGAGAACUCCACUGAGAGUAGAUCAAUGGAUUCCAGAGAGUGAUGUCAUUCCCAGCCUCUCCUGGUUGAAAGGUGAUUGGGUUUGAGUAGGAGUGUGUGACACACAUGUUAGGUCUAGGGUUGCAAAGUGGCGGAAAAUUUCCGGUAAAUUUGGUGGGGGAAGCUGGGGAAUUUUGGAAAUAUUCCAAAUUGGAAACUUUCAUGGAAUUAAAGGAAAUUAUGGGAAUUAA
Messenger RNA from Alosa alosa (allis shad), 3728 nucleotides. It is a transcript of the gene frmd6, whose product is annotated as FERM domain containing 6. Gene Ontology annotation, cellular component: cytoskeleton; cytoplasmic side of apical plasma membrane. NCBI's taxonomy places the organism in Eukaryota, Metazoa, Chordata, Actinopteri, Clupeiformes, Clupeidae. The record is from RefSeq and is a predicted model, not a curated record. Gene Ontology annotation, biological process: positive regulation of hippo signaling.